UUAAAACGAGGGUUUAUGAAGUAGUUUUAGCUUUUAAUUGUGUUAAUAGUGUUGGCAGUUUUGUAGUUUGAAGGUUUGUUUGUUACCAACAGAUUACACAGAAUUCGUUGCAGCCCAAACCGGCAACAUUUAGAUAACGAUAACUAACCCGCCUCCACCAACAGUUAUGAUUUAUACAAGAAAAGCAUUAAAAUUAUUAAAUCACCGUAUAAAAUGUGUUGCUGGUGCGCGUCUAAUAGAUCGUCGGGGCAUACAGAGCAGCGCCAGCGAUGGGCCUAGCGUAGAGGUCAACUUCAGCAAUGGGCGCCACAUGACUAUGAGCUCAGGGAAGCUGGCACGCUUCGCCAAUGGCACUGCUGUUUGCCAAAUGGGCGACACGGCAGUGAUGGUAACUGCUGUGGCCAAGGCGAAGCCAACGCCUGGCCAGAAUUUCAUGCCUUUGGUUGUAGAUUACCGCCUCAAGAACGCCGCCUCAGGACGCAUACCAAUGAACUUUAUGCGGCGUGAGCUGGGCCCAUCCGAGAAGGAGAUAUUGUCAGCGCGUCUUAUAGAUCGCUCAUUACGUCCGCUGUUUGCCAAGGAAUAUCGCAAUGAAACGCAGCUGGUGUGCAAUAUGCUGGCAAUGGAUGCAGUACACGCGCCGGAUGUGCUGGCGAUGAACGCGGCCUCAAUGGCUCUCUCCCUAAGCGAUAUCCCCUGGAAUGGACCCAUCGGGGCGGUGCGUGUCGGCCUGGCUGAUGGCGAGGUGCUCAUAAAUCCCACACGCCGUGAGCUGCAGUCAUCACAGUUGGAUUUGGUAAUAUCUGCCACAAAGCAAAAUCUAGUGGUCAUGUUGGAGGGCAAGGGAAAUGUGGUAUUAAUGCAAGAUCUGCUCAAGGCCAUCAAGCAGGGCACGCGUGAAGCGCAGUUCAUCAUACACGAAAUCGAGCGACUGCAGAAGGCUUAUGGACGGCAAAAACGUGCUGUGGAAGCUUUAAGCGAGCCCGAGCAGGAACUGGUGGAGGCGGUGCGCAGCAUGUGCGAGAUGCGAUUACGCGAGAUAUUUCAGGAUGCUCAGCAUGACAAAAUUUCCCGCGACACUGCUGUUAACGAAGUGCGUGCUAAUGUUAUCAACAAGGUGUGGUCUUCCUAUCCCGACACAGAUCCCGCUACCAUAGGCGAGGAGUUCAACAAGGCCUGUCGAGAAAUCUUUCGUGAGCUUAUCUUUGAGCGUGAUACUCGCUGUGAUGGACGCGACAGUGACAGUUUGCGCAAUAUUAGCUGCCAGGUGGACAUGUACAAGCCGCUGCAUGGCUCUGCGCUGUUCCAACGUGGACAGACACAGGUGUUUUGCACAGUAAGUCUGGAUUCACCGGAAAGCGCUAUGAAACUGGACAAUCUAGCAGCGCUGGAGAGUGGGGGCUUGAAAGCUAAGAACUUUAUGCUGCAUUAUGAGUUCCCGCCGUAUGCCACAGGUGAAGUGGGUCGCAUUGGUCCGCUGGGACGACGGGAAUUGGGCCAUGGCGCGUUGGCAGAACGUGGACUGCUGCCCACACUGCCUCAUGAUUAUCCCUUUACAGUGCGCUUGACCUCAGAAGUGUUAGAAUCGAAUGGCUCCAGCAGCAUGGCCAGCGUCUGUGGUGGUUCACUAGCUUUAAUGGAUGCUGGCGUGCCCAUAACAGCGCCAGCUGCGGGUGUGGCCAUCGGUCUGGUAACCAAAUAUGAAAAUAAUGAUACCAAGCAUCUGCAGGAUUAUCGCAUACUCACUGACAUACUCGGCAUUGAGGAUUACAUGGGUGAUAUGGACAUGAAGGUGGCUGGCACACGUAAGGGUUUCACUGCCAUACAAGCUGAUCUGAAGAUACCUGGUAUACCACUCAAAGUGGUAAUGGAGUCACUGCAAAAGGCAACAGAUGCCAAGUCUAAGAUACUCGAUAUUAUGGCUGAGACGAUCAAGGAGCCACGCAAAUACCGUAAGGAUUGUUGGCCUGUAAGCGAAAAUCUAUCUGUGGAGCCACAACAGCGUGCGCAGCUCAUUGGGCCCAGCGGCUUACACAUGAAGCGCAUCUACCUCGAAACCGGCACGAGCUUAACAGCGGAGGAUGAGAACAACUUUACCAUGUUUGCACCCUCGCAAGCAGCCAUGGAUGAGGCCAAGGAGCUCAUUGAGGGCUAUAUGCAUAAAGAACGCGUGCCGGACUUGGAGUUCGGUGGCAUCUACAAUGCUAAAAUUACUGAGCUGCGCGACACUGGCGUCAUGGUCGUACUCUAUCCCAGCAUGCCACCAGCGCUGUUGCACAAUUCCCAGCUGGAUCAACGUAAGAUUGCACAUCCCUCAGCGCUAGGCCUUGAGGUGGGCCAGGAAAUACAAGUCAAGUACUUUGGACGAGAUCCUGUCUCGGGUUUUAUGCGAAUGUCACGCAAAGUGUUGCAAGGUCCAGCAGUAGGAAUUACGCGUUCCUUUAAUAAGGCUGAAGGCAGCUCAUGAUAUGGCUUGACCAAUCUAUAAUAUAUAUUUAACAUAUAUAUAUAUUUUAAGCUCUAAAUUGUGUG
Messenger RNA from Drosophila busckii, 2532 nucleotides. RefSeq names its product polyribonucleotide nucleotidyltransferase 1, mitochondrial (gene PNPase). The record is from RefSeq and is a predicted model, not a curated record. NCBI's taxonomy places the organism in Eukaryota, Metazoa, Arthropoda, Insecta, Diptera, Drosophilidae. Gene Ontology annotation, biological process: mitochondrial RNA 3'-end processing; mitochondrial mRNA catabolic process. The transcript has 4 exons. Gene Ontology annotation, molecular function: polyribonucleotide nucleotidyltransferase activity; 3'-5'-RNA exonuclease activity; RNA binding. Bases 167 to 2467 code for a protein of 766 amino acids. Gene Ontology annotation, cellular component: mitochondrion; cytosol.